Molecule: messenger RNA, 924 nt
Organism: Symbiodinium necroappetens
Lineage: Eukaryota; Dinophyceae; Suessiales; Symbiodiniaceae
Source: the annotation of a GenBank genome assembly
AUGUGGAUCAUGAAACCUGCCGGCAGCAGUCGCGGCAGAGGAAUUCAGGUUAUCAACGACGUGGGUGCUGUCCACUACGGUGAGCUUACAAUUAUCCAGCAAUACAUCAGUGAUCCGUUCCUCUUGGGCGAUUUCAAGUGGGACAUGCGCACAUAUGUGACUGUGACGUCUUUCAACCCCUUGGAGGCGUUUGUUUACAAAGAUGGCUUCGCUCGAUUCACAACGGUGCCGUACAACACCAGUUCCGAUGACAUUGACAACAAGUUCGUGCAUUUGACGAAUUCGUCUAUACAAAGGCACAACGAAGAUCAGUUCAUGCAGAGUGAUGACAACAGCAGAGACAUGACUCGACGAGAAGAGGCAAUACUUGGAGGAACGAAGAUUUCGUUUCCAAUGCUUCGAGAGCGGCUCGAAGCAAUGGGAGUCGAUUGGGCUACGGUGUGGGCGAAGAUGGUCGAGGUAAUUCUGAAGUCCUUGUGCAUGGCGGAGGAUUUCAUUCCGAACCAGGUGAACUCGUUCGAGCUUUUCGGCUAUGACCUGCUGAUGGACUCGAAAAUGAAGGUGUGGCUCAUCGAGGUGAACUCUUCACCUUCCAUGGGCCAGGAGCAUUUGUUAGAUGAGCACGUCAAGCAGCCUCUCAUUAGCGAUACCAUUGACUUGGUUGAGCCGCUUGAAUUUGACAGGCGCAGGCUGGCAGAGGUUCUGCACCGCCGGGUUGAGCGCAAAGCCGCGACAGGAGCAACGGGUGGCCGGCAGCAGUUGGACAUUGACCUUCACGCGGUGCUGAAAGGGCAACUUCCGAGGAAGUAUGGCGACAUGCCGCAAUACAUGGGCAAUUACGAGCGAAUUGCACCAAGCGAAGCUUGGGACAGCAUGGUUCGAACGAGGAGCCUUUUAUUCAACAGGGUUGGGUCCUCGAACUGA